Danio rerio (zebrafish) is the source of this 2883-nucleotide messenger RNA. The record is from RefSeq and is a predicted model, not a curated record. Lineage: Eukaryota; Metazoa; Chordata; Actinopteri; Cypriniformes; Danionidae.
UCCAGACUUGGAUGGCUGUGACGGCACUGAGGGGGCUGGGCUAGGAAGCUGUCCUUCUCCACCAGCUGAUGUGGACGGCUCAGCCAGUAAUGCUGGGGACUGAGGCAGAGGCGAAGAUGAGGGGCUGUUUCUGAGAUCACGGCAGGGGUCAUCCUCAUACAGCACUUGAACUGUGAUGUCCUCCAUGAUCUCCUACUCAAACCCGUCAUCUUGUAGAUCCUCGUCAUGUACUUCCUCCACCAGCCUGUCUUCCUCCUCUGGGUUCUGGAGCACCGGAGUCAGGGUUUUGCCGGUCUGGCUGUAAAGGUGCUCCAUUCCCAGCAAUUCACCUUAAAAAAAUAAAACAAUAAAAAAACAUAUAUUAAAUAAAACUAAUGAUAAAAUAAACAUUUAGAUUACCAUUUUGUGCAGUACAUUAAAAGCUUAAUUAAUAACUUCCAUAACAACUAAUUAAUGGAUUUCUUGCCUGUAUAUGCUCCAGGAGGGUGAUAGCGGUGAUCCCAGGGCUUGCGUCCUGAGACAUAUCUUUUGGUGGACAAUGAGCAUUGUGUUUUUCCUCUCUCUCUCCCUGCAGGUAACUGUGUCCACCUGGUAGCAAUCAUUGGAUCUUUCUAGAGAGGAGAGAGAGUAUUUAACCUGAGCUGCACUUCAAACCAGUGUUGGUGGUGUCAAGUGCAGUGGCGGAGCUUUUCUCCAAAUUCAGACCUGACUCAUGAGCCCAUCAUACGCAUUUAGAGCCGGAAAAAGAAUUGAUCGGUUCACCUCAUGAGUCAGGUCUGAAUUUGGAGAAAAGCUCAGCCACUGCACUUGACACCACCAACACUGGUUUGAAGUGCAGCUCAGGUUAAAUACUCUCUCUCCUCUCUAGAAAGAUCCAAUGAUUGCUACCAGGUGGACACAGUUACCUGCAGGGAGAGAGAGAGGAAAAACACAAUGCUCAUUGUCCACCAAAAGAUAUGUCUCAGGACGCAAGCCCUGGGAUAACCGCUAUCACCCUCCUAAAGCAUAUACAGGCAAGAAAUCCAUUAAUUAGUUGUUAUGGAAGUUAUUCAUUAAGCUUUUAAUGUACUACACAAAAUGGUAAUCUAAAUGUUUAUUUUAUCAUUAGUUUUAUUUAAUAUAUGUUUUUUUAUUGUUAUAUUUUUUUAAGGUGAAUUGCUGGGAAUGGAGCACCUUUACAGCCAGACAGGCAAAACCCUGACUCCGGUGCUCCAGAACCCAGAGGAGGAAACAGGCUGGUGGAGGAAGUAGAUGACGAGGAUCUACAAGAUGACGGGUUUGAGGAGGAGAUCAUGGAGGACAUCACAGUUCCAGUGCUGUAUGAGGAUGACCCCUGCCGUGAUCUUAGAAACAGCCUCUCAUCUUCGCCUCUGCCUCAGUCCCCAGCAUCACUGGCUGAGCUGUCCACAUCUGCUGGUGGAGAAGGACAGCUUCCUAGCCCAGCCCCCCAGUGCCGUCACAGCCAUCCAAGUCUGGAGACAGUCUCUCUGUUGAGGCUCAGGGAGUAAAUCAUUGGACCUGAUGGCAUUGCUGGGUGGGACAAGGUCCAGGAUCUGGCUGCUUAUUUGGUAGGUCUUCGUGAGGCUCCUUACCUCACUGACCUGCAGGUGACAGAGGCCAUCCAGCUGUGGACAGCUCUCCUGGAUGUUGAUAAACAGCGCAUCAACUACCAGCCUCGACAUAAGCCUCAGCUGACACAUGCGCGUUUUAAGGCACCUUAGCGCUCCGGAGUCACUCCAGGUGUGGAGAGCGUCAAGCGCUGUCUGAUUGGACAUCCUGGGGGUCCAGCACAGUGGCCUAGCACCAGCCGCUUGGUUGAGGCCAUUUGUACAAAGCUGUGUGCCGUUCACAAGUCCACUUCCAAGAAGGCUGGUGUUCGCACGCCCAGGUGGUCUAAAAUACUGACCGAUUACCACCACAUCCGGGAUCUGGUGCUUGGCAGUCGCAGGCUGAUGGAUGAAACAGUGAUCCAGCUUUUUGAGCUAAACCAGAAGACGCUUAUUCAGUGGUUUCAACGGAGGCAAAAGGAUCAGGAAAUGAGUGUACUCACUCAGGGACUGACUCCACUUGAUCCAAUUGCUGUGGCAGAUACGCAGCUUCCUUUGCCGAGGGAAAAAUUGGACGAGGCACCAUCAACAUCAGGCCCCAAACACCAGUUUGUCUUUCCUCCAAAUAAAGAAGGACAGGCACCUCUUAUUCGACCUGGUCGAAAGUCUGCUUCUGCAACCACCACAGUUUGCUCCUUCCUGCCGGAUGCCACCACGGUGUGCUCCUUUCCACUGGCCCCCACGACGGUAUGCCCCAUUGCGCCAACCCCCACCACAGUCUGCCACAUUGCACCGGCCCCUACCAUGGUGUGCCCCGUCACACCGACCUUCACCACAGUGCGCCCCAUCUCGCCAGCUUCCACCACAGUGUGCCCCAUCAUACCAGCCUCCACCACAGUGCGCCCUAUUGCGCCGGCCCCCACCACAGUGCGCCCCAUUGUGUCUGCCCCCACCACGGUGUGCUGCUUUCCACCGACCCUUAGCACGGUGUGCCCCAUUGCACCACCCCCCAUAGCACCAGGUGUUAUGCAGCCCAUUUCAGGACCUGAAUCAUUGUUUGGCACACUUGUUUUUAACCCAGACAUGAGUGUGUCAAUGGUGAUUCCAUCAUUUGCUGCACCAACAUCCAGUGCAGUCCCAGCUUCACCUGCACCUGCUGUUCCUCCACCUGCACCUGCUCCACCUGCACCUGCUGUUCCUCCACCUGCACCUGCACUUCAAAUGGCAAAUCCUUAGAGAACUGGUUGGCAGAACAGCGCCAGCAAAAUAAAGGACAAACUCCAGCUCCAGAAUAAAGGACAAAUUGCUGUAUAUAUUUUUGUAAAUGUUACAUGGG